This is a messenger RNA of Athalia rosae (coleseed sawfly), 2579 nucleotides long. RefSeq lists its product as uncharacterized. The coding region runs from base 1503 to 2288 and encodes 261 amino acids. The record is from RefSeq and is a predicted model, not a curated record. NCBI's taxonomy places the organism in Eukaryota, Metazoa, Arthropoda, Insecta, Hymenoptera, Athaliidae. The transcript has 2 exons.
AUUUUUUCGUUUGUACCGUAUCAUUCCCCGUUCGAUUAUGAAAAAUUCCUCGCCACACACCAUGUAAUAUUUCAUUGUACAUACGUAUUCAUCAUGUAUAUUACAUAUAUUCAAUUUCGUCAAUUUUUUUUCCAUUCUUCUCUUCGUACAUUUGACAUUUAUUAUUACACGUGUAUAUAUAUUCAAUCGCAUUCGUAGCAAUUUAACCCAACCUAACGUGACCGCGCUGUGCACAACAACGACAAUGACGAAAUUAACGAUUUAUAAAUGGCUUCUAUUUUCAUUCUAUUUUAGAAAGUAAAAUGUCCGAUUUUUAUUACGUCGGGGAGAAAAGAAAGCUCUACCGUUCGUUCGCUUACGGACUUACUCGCUUACUUAUUUACCGAGCUGCAGUUCCGACUUGCAACUGCAACUUGUGCAACUGCGGGGAGUCGAUGACGUUCGCCCCGUUAACUUCGGGGCUGACAAGUUAAACGGCUGAACUACUUGAAUUCAGUAGAGUCGUCGUCGUCGUCGUCGGGCGAGAGCCAGUAGUAAUAACCCUCUCUCAGGUCGGACGCCAGACCUGAGCGUUUGACGCGUACGUUUUUCCCUUUAUUUUUUACGCCACAUGUAUAUAUAUGGAAAUUUUCAGACGCAUUCGUCGUUCCCGGGGGUAGAUUUACGCCGCGCGUUAACCGCUGCCUUUCGUUUUGGAAAAAAAAAAAAGAAAGAGGAGGAGCGAAAGAAAAGAAAAUUGAGAAGGAGAGUCGACAUGUAGGUUUUCAUAAGGAAGAAUAAAUGUUUUUCCUCAGCUCAAUAUUCUCCCUUGAAUAACUCCUCCGACGUUAUAUUGUCUACACUCUGCGCGAAGUACGCAGCUCGAUGUCAAUGGUGCGGGAUGUUUUUCUUUUACUCGCUACUAUCCUACAAUCGGACGUGGAAAAAUCAACGUGAGCCACUGACGUACGGUGGAGCGAUUUUAUGAAAAUCAAAAAUCAAAAAUCUCCAAUCUCUUUGUUUCGUUUUGCUUCUCUUCAUUUUUCCGCAUAUGGGACAAUUCAAUUGCUGCGAUUAAUAAUUCAACAACAUCUGUAGAAUUUUAUCGAAUUAAAAAUUAUUCGGUGGAACAUUUGAACGAAGGAAAAUUUGGGAAAAAAAUUAAUUACGUCAGAUCAAAUUUGUACAGUUUUGUUACAACCCAAAAGUUGAAGACUCUUCCUGCUUUUAAAAUCAGAAAAUAUGACGCAAAAAUGAUCAAGCGGUUUCAUUCGCAUUUUUACGACAUUCUUCGAGCUUGUAAAGUUUUCAUGGUUUUUUUUCUUUUUCACAUUCCAUCCGCCCGGUGAGGAUCAGAUAUCAUAAGUGUGAUCGUACAUAGGUGUAACAACACGACCUGUAAAUAAUAUAUACAAUCAUGUGUGACUAUAGAUAUAGUUAAAGUGCUUUUUUAUAUAUAGUGAAAAAAAAGAAAACUUUUGUAAAUAAUAUUUUCCUGUUAGAAAAUCGUCGCAGAUAUAAAGAUGUCUCGUUACGGUGUUUAUCGUUGUGUGAAUGUGAAUCGAUAUUACAGACGAAAAGAAUGGGAAAACAUGCAAGAUAAAUCUAAAGGGGAUCGGAAAAAUGGUGAAAAUAUUCUGCGGUUUUUACAAGGGCUGGCGAGAGAUGCCGAAGCGAAAGAUAAUCGUCGCCAAGGAAACUUAGCUGGACAACGGAAUUUUGAUAAAAAAUUAAACGGCGAUAAUAAGAAUAGCUUUGCACGCAACUUGGACAGCAUUGGAGGCGCAAACCUCCUCAGAAACUUAGACAGCAUCGGGGGAGCGAAUCUCCUCAGAAACUUGGACAGCAUCGGGGGCGCAAAUCUUCUGCGAAACUUGGACAGUAUCGGAGGCGCAAACCUCCUUAGAAACUUGGACAGCAUCGGGGGCGCAAAUCUUCUGCGAAACUUGGACAGUAUUGGAGGCGCAAACCUCCUUAGAAACUUGGACAGCAUCGGAGGGGCAAACCUCCUCAGAAACUUGGACAGCAUCGGGGGAGCAAACCUCCUCAGAAACUUGGACAGUAUCGGAGGGGCAAACCUCCUCAGAAACUUGGACAGCAUCGGGGGAGCAAACCUCCUCAGAAACUUGGACAGUAUCGGAGGGGCAAACCUCCUCAGAAACUUGGACAGCAUCGGGGGCGCAAACCUCCUCAGAAACUUGGACAGCAUCGGAGGGGCAAACCUCCUUAGGAAUUUAGACAGCAUCGGGGGAGCGAAUCUCCUUAGAAACUUGGACAGCAUUGGCGGCGGAAAUCUUGUGCGCAAAUAAAGUUUGCGCUCAGCGUCGGAUAAUAUGGAAAUAAAAGAAAGAUUAAUAACCGUCCAAGAGAAGGGAGAAUCGAAGGAUGUAAAGAAGAGAAAUAUCGGUUUGCAACAACUGCUGAUGAUUGUUGAAAAUGAAUGGGAAAAUUAAAUAAUUAACGUUAGUUAUAAUCAGACUGAAUCGCCGCUGUCCUAUGAUUUCAAUUUGAUUAAUUAAAAUGUUAUAAUCAAUAAUAUUGAAUAUCGUGUGUAAAAAUAAUCAAAAAUGAAAAUUACAAGCGAUUCGUAGUAAGAAAAA